This is a messenger RNA of Meriones unguiculatus (Mongolian gerbil), 1068 nucleotides long. RefSeq names its product glucose-6-phosphatase catalytic subunit 2 (gene G6pc2). Gene Ontology annotation, biological process: glucose 6-phosphate metabolic process; gluconeogenesis. Lineage: Eukaryota; Metazoa; Chordata; Mammalia; Rodentia; Muridae. The transcript is spliced from 5 exons. The record is from RefSeq and is a predicted model, not a curated record. Bases 1 to 1068 code for a protein of 355 amino acids. Gene Ontology annotation, molecular function: glucose-6-phosphatase activity. Gene Ontology annotation, cellular component: membrane.
AUGGACGUCCUUCAUCGGAGCGGAGUGCUCAUGAUUCAGCAUCUGCAGAAAGACUACCGGGCUUACUACGACUUUCUAAAUUUUAUGUCCAAUGUCGGAGACCCUCGAAACAUCUUUUCUAUAUACUUCCCACUUUGGUUUCAACUGGAUCAGACUGUUGGAACCAAGAUGAUAUGGGUAGCGGUCAUAGGGGACUGGUUCAAUCUAAUAUUUAAAUGGAUACUGUUUGGACAUCGGCCUUACUGGUGGAUCCAGGAAACUCAUAUUUAUCCAAAUCACUCAAUCCCAUGUCUUGAACAGUUUCCUACUACAUGUGAAACAGGCCCAGGAAGUCCAUCUGGCCACGCAAUGGGCUCAUCGUGUGUCUGGUAUGUCAUGGUAACAGCUGCCCUAAGCUGCACUGUCGGCCGGAUGGAUAAGUCCUCUAUCGCUCUGCACAGGCUGACCUGGUCCUUCCUUUGGAGUGUUUUCUGGUUGAUUCAAAUCAGUGUCUGCAUCUCCAGAGUAUUCAUAGCAACGCAUUUCCCUCAUCAGGUCAUUCUUGGAGUGAUUGGUGGGAUGCUAGUAGCGGAGGCAUUUGAACACACUCCAGGCAUCCACAUGGCCAGCUUGACUGUGUACCUGAAGAUCAACGUCUUCCUCUUCCUAUUUGCACUUGGCUUUUAUCUGCUUCUCAGACUGCUCGGUAUUGACCUGCUGUGGUCUGUGCCCAUCGCCAAAAAGUGGUGUGCCAACCCAGACUGGAUCCACAUUGACAGCACGCCUUUUGCUGGACUCGUGAGGAACCUUGGGGUCCUCUUUGGCUUAGGUUUUGCCAUCAACUCAGAAAUGUUCCUUCUGAGCUGCCGGGGAGAAAAUGGCUGCAAGCUGAGCUUCCGGUUGCUCUGUGCUCUGACCUCACUGACCACAAUGCAACUUUAUCACUUCAUCAAGAUCCCAACUCAAGGGGAACAUUUAUUUUACCUGUUGUCUUUCUGUAAAAGCACAUCCAUUCCACUGACGGUGGUGGCUCUAAUUCCCUAUGGUAUACAUAUGCUAAUGACACCCAGGGAGAAGAAGACUAAAUAG